AGACGAAGGCAGAGACACGAGGACAUGGUUUUAAAACUUUAACUCCCACAAACGGAAUACACACUUUGCUACAGAGCUGUCUUUCUACUGUGUUGAUUGCACCGGCUGGGUUGGGAGGAGUUGAAAGUGUUCAUCAUUCAAAAUUAAAACCUGCAUUUGAAGAUGAUGCGAUUGCUGUUCCUGUGUCUGCUGCUGCUGCUGCCAGCCGCUACUGCUGUUUCAGAAGAAAGUGAAGGAUCAGCUGAAGGAGAGCUGGACGAUGAAGAUUUAAAUGCAGAUGCAUUGAUGCCAAGGACUCGUAGCGGACCAGCCAAUGACUCAGAUACAGCUAAAGCUACAGGUGAAGACCAAGACUCAGAUCAAUUCACCAUGAUUGUCAUCAUUGUAGCCGCCACCGCGCUGACUCUUUCUGUUGCAGCAAUAGUCACCAUAAUGUUAGUAAGACGCCACAUGCACAAACCGCAGCACGGGGUCUACUCAGUGCCCACAGAGCAGGACCAGAAAGCGGUGUAGUUCCAGGUGGAGUAGCAGUCCUCAAACACACAGAUGAGAGGAGCAAUGCACCGGGCUAUGUCACCUCCUACUCUUUGACUCAGGACAGUUCUUUGCACAACAGCUUGCUUCUCACUAUGCAGUUCAUUGCUCACUCUUACGCAAACUUUUAUCAAUACAUAUGCAAUAAGUGAUUUUACUGUUUUAUACUUUUGUCUUUGUCCCAGUCGUUUCUAAUCCACAUACACACAAUUUAGCCGGGGACACUUGGAACACAUUCAAACCUUCUAAUUGGAUUCUAUUUGAGGAAUCCAAAUCAAAGCCAGUGAAUAUGGCUUAAAGCUUAUUUUGUUAAAAGGGAUAAUUUAGUCACAGCCAGAGUGCCCCCCCCCUUUUUUUUUUUAAUUUUACUACCUGAAACAAGAAAUUAUUCCCAGAAGCUAUACAAUGAAAUCUGUAUUUGUGUUUGAUUUGGUACACGUGAAACAGAUGUUGCUGUGUGGAAAAAGGUCGAUGAGCGAGACAAACCGCGCCAAUCCACACUAAGCAAGCCCAGUGCUCACUUCAUUCUCCUAUUCACUUGUCUGACAUAUUCUGUUCCUGGCCCAUUAGCAGUGACAGGAGGCAGUGCAAUAAGAAGAUAAAAAGAUACACCCCCCCCCCCCCCAACCUUGGCAAAAAAAAUAAGGAAAAGAAAUGUGUCAAAAUAGCUGGUCUGAACAUCUUCUUGCAAGGCAUCAAAUUAAUCGACUGCCGUGAGUGAUGAUGUUUUCUUUUCCCCCUCUCUUUUUCGUUUUGAAAGGCUUUCACUUCAGUCUUGCAGAUUGUAAAUAGCUCUCUGAAUGCUGUAGAGAGUUAGAUUAAUGCCUCACACGCUGGCAGAGGGGAGCUGGGUGUGAGGGAGGGAUAAAAUCUCUUGAAUCAAAUAAAGUGUUGGGAAUGAUUGGGAAAAUACCAACAAUGCUUUUGUUUCAUUCAUACGGGGCAUGAUGGCUUCUCUGUUUUCAUUUAAAUGGAAAUCAAUCAUGCUCUCUGAAAGAAAGCUUUCUAUCAAAGAACCCAGGGCAUUGACUGCCUUAUUUGUUCUAAUAUGGAGAAGAGAACUUUCUGUGGAAAAGGUUGAAGGGGAAAAGGGACAAGCUCCUGUUUGACAUGACAGUAUUUCAUCUGUGGCCUCAUGAGGAGCAUUUGUAGUGGAGUCGGCAACACUGGGAAAGACUCGAUGGGGUUAAACACUGUGCUCUUCCACUAAAUCUUGCAGCUAAUCUUGGCACUGUGGGCUGGCCUUGGCUCUGAUCCAGCCAGAUUUGAGAGCAAAAACAAUUGUGCAGUCACGUCUUCAUCAGGGUGUACAGCGGUUACAGGUCUUUGCUGUAAUGGUGAUGCAUCCUGAUAUACUUGACACAAACAAAUUGGCAGAUGUGAUUGUUUGUCUUUUGCCUUUUGUUUUACUGCACUGUGUGUAAAGUGUGUUACUUCUCAAAGCGUAGCGUUGCCCAAUAAGCCUUCAAUAUGUGUCAGCAUUUCAAUGGGAGGACAAUUGGACAGCAAUUGCAGCACAAAACAUUUCAGUUUUUUACAUCUUUGUAGUUACAUAUUCACAUUUACUCAUAUCCACUAUUUCUGUUAUACAGUCAAACAACAGCACAGUAACAUCGGCAACAGAGUUCUCUUUGAAUGCUUUUUCCAAAAUGUAGAAAGCAAAUAGACGUAGUCUUUUGGGUCCAGCCUGCUCCAUGUAUGUGAGCAAACUCUGUUAUUCCUCCUCUGUGGUGACACUACUGAUGUAAAUGUAAGAAAUUGUAGCCUCUUUGUUUCCUCCUCAACGUGAUGUAUGUAUUUUUUUUUAGUAUUUUUUUUUAUAUAAUAUAAUGGCAGUAUUUCUGUCCAUUCUCUAUAUUUGUUUUUCAAGCCCAACCACAAGCAGAAAUGGAUGAGUUUAUGUCUCCAUACUUGGUUGUAUUUUCUGACUUUGCAGCAUUUCCUUUCCUAAAAUGCUGCACAUGUGCUGUCAAAUUGAUUGAUUUGCUCAGUUUGCUUGUGGGUUAUCUGUUCUAUUUUUUUAAGUAAGUUAAAGGUCCACAUUUAAUUGUGUUAACGUCUUACGGCAUGCCACUUCUUAUGCAAAAAGAGUAGUUGUGGCUCCAGAGAACAACAUUUUCCACACAGUACUCAACAAAACUUGGAAAGUCACUUUAAUGUGUAAAAUUGGUGGAGUUGCC
This is a messenger RNA of Acanthopagrus latus (yellowfin seabream), 2714 nucleotides long. RefSeq lists its product as uncharacterized. Lineage: Eukaryota; Metazoa; Chordata; Actinopteri; Spariformes; Sparidae. The transcript is spliced from 9 exons. The record is from RefSeq and is a predicted model, not a curated record. The coding region runs from base 163 to 513 and encodes 116 amino acids.